AUGCCUCCUAUAAGACGAAGCAAUUUAGGUAGAAGAACCAGAAAUGCUACAAACCAAGCUAAUUACCGAUCUAAUCGUACUGCACAAGAACAUGACGACGGAAAUGAACGUGAAAGAACACGGAUAUCACAAACGCGUGAAGCGCGAGCGCGACAUUCAACUAAUAAUCGCGCAAGUUUGAAUCGAGCUGCUUUCAGUUACGAUGUGUCAAUUGACUACAGUAACUACCAAUGCGUUGUUAUUGGUUCUAUGAACUCGGUUUGCUCACACUGUAAGGCAUUAAAAUACAAAAACGAAGUCAAUGGAUUGUGUUGCGCAAAUGGUAAAGUGAAAUUGAUACCAUUGGAUUCACCGCCAGAACCAUUGUACUCAUUGGUUUCAGGAAUAGGAACAGAUUCUAUACACUUUUUGACACAUAUCCAACAAUAUAACAAUUGCUUUCAAAUGACUUCAUUUGGGGCAACAAAUGUAGUUCGGGAAAAUUUUAUGCCAACUAUCAAGAUACAAGGGCAAAUAUAUCACAGAGCAGGUUCACUGUUACCAGUGUCAGAUAGCGACAACAAAUUCCUGCAAAUUUAUUUUAUGGGCAAUUCACCACAAGAAAUUGAUCUGCGUUGUGCACAUAACAAUUUAGUAAAGAGGUCUAUUGUAGAACAAUUACAAACUUUAUUUCAUCAACACAAUCAAUUGAUUAUAUUGUUUAAAACUGCCCUGGAUCUGAUGCCAUCCGAUAAUCACAAAAUUGUAAUCAGAGCUGAUAAAACACCUGCAGGUCAACAUACAAGACGUUUUAAUGCACCAACUAUUGAUGAAGUUGCUAUCGUUGUAGUUGGAGAAAACUUGGAAUCCCGUGAUAUUGUUUUACAUCGUUGGAAUGAUCAAUUACAACGUAUAAAGGAAACACACCGCUCAUAUGAUGCACUGCAAUAUCCCAUUAUAUUUUGGCAAGGUGAAGAUGGCUACGAUUUCUCAAUAAAAAUGAUAAAUCCCAUUACAAGUUCUGAAACCAACAAAAAAGUCAGUUCAAUGAACUAUUAUUCAUACCGCCUAAUGAUUCGGGAAAAUGAAGAUAAUCACAUAUUGAAAUAUCGGCGAUUAUAUCACAAAUAUGUUGUUGACAUGUAUGUUAAAAUUGAAACGGAGAGAUUAACAUUCAUCAGGUUGAAUCAAACCAAACUCCGAUCUGAAGAGUAUAUUCACCUUCGAGAUGCGAUUAAUACUGAUGCUAAUGCACAGAAUGUCGGUCGGAUGACUAUUCUUCCAGCAACAUACAUCGGAAGCCCUCGGCAUAUGCACGAAUAUGCUCAAGAUGCCAUGUCGUAUGUUCGUCAUUAUGGUACAGUAGAUUUGUUCAUCACAUUUACAUGCAAUCCGCAAUGGAUAGAAAUCAAGCAGGAGUUAUUCUCUGGGCAAUCACCGAUUGAUCGUCAUGAUAUUACAGCCAGAGUCUUUAGACAAAAGUUGAAAUCUUUAAUGGAUUUCAUCGUAAAACAUAAUGUGUUUGGUGAGACACGCUGCUGGAUGUAUUCUGUGGAGUGGCAGAAACGAGGAUUGCCACAUGCACACAUUUUGAUUUGGUUGGUUGAAAAGAUAAGGCCAAAUGAAGUUGAUGCAGUGAUAUCAGCUGAAAUCCCUAAUGUACAAGUAGAUCCUGGAUUGCAUGAGGUAGUUAUCAAAAACAUGAUACAUGGUCCCUGUGGAACUCUUAAUCAAAAUUCACCGUGUAUGAUGGAUGGUAAAUGUUCAAAACGAUAUCCACGGACAUUAAUAUCGGAAACAAUUGCUGGUAAUGACGGUUAUCCAUUGUAUCGUCGCAGAUCGACAGCAGACAAUGGAAAAACAACAAUUGUCAAAUUAAAUCAACAAGAUAUUGAAAUAGAUAAUCGUUGGAUUGUUCCAUUUCACCCAUUUUAUCAAAGACAUUCAAAGCACACAUCAACGUUGAAUCUUGCCAUUCAGUGA
Molecule: messenger RNA, 1962 nt
Organism: Rhopalosiphum padi (bird cherry-oat aphid)
Lineage: Eukaryota; Metazoa; Arthropoda; Insecta; Hemiptera; Aphididae
Exons: 3
Coding region: 1-1962 (653 amino acids)
Source: RefSeq, a predicted model, not a curated record